UAAUGUGAUAUUACUGUAUACAUUUAGCACAGUGUAUUCAGUGUUCAGUUUUUCAGUUGAUCACUAGUUUUUUUUAAAGUAUUCUGCACAAUCUUGCCUAAUUUAAAGCUUCCUGUGUUGUGGACAAUGCCAGCCUGUCCUAUGAAUGACAAAACGGUUGAUGCUGAUUAUGGUUAUGAUAUAUUACCAUGGCAUUUGUGGAACUACAUCAGUUAUGGUUUAGGCAGGUUUAGUUUCUGUUUGUGUAGCUCUCACUAUCUCUGUUAUAACAUGUUCUCCCCUUGUGCAAUAGGAUGUCAGCAACAGAAUCAGAAUGAUUCAAAGUUAGGAGCUCUUUUGAAAGUGCUUACCUGCAGGUGUUACCAAAUUUUCUACAAGAAAUAAUCAAACAGCCUGAUGCCUGAACUCAUUCUUAUGUGUCCUGUGGGCCUUAAAUUACCAAUGGUUACAGAAAACAAAGCUUGUGAUGGGGAUGGCCCAGAUAAUGUGAUACUGAACCUGUUUGGCCUGUGCAGUGCAGUGGAUUCUUCAGGACACCAGGGUAUUUCUCCAGUUUAUGUGUCAGCGCCAUCUGAAAGCUCAGAUCACCUCAUCACAAGUUCAGCUGGAGAUAGAAUCAUGCAGUAAGUCAGCUAUGAGACCUGAGAGGAACUAGUCAAAUUAAUUAUCUAGAGCACAUCAUCUUGCCAGUCAGGCGUCAUUCUUGAGUUCGGCAUCUGCCUACUUAUUCAAAGUCGAGGCAGCAUGUGUCAAGUCACAGCAUGUGUUACAGCAAACCGUACAUUAUUCAGUGAAACCUGCGGGAAACUCGGCACAAAAUCUUAUUAAGGUUAAAACAACAGCAUUCUUAUUGGAUCCUGUUAAAUAAUUUGAGAAGAACGUUGCGCCAACAAAGGUAUGCUUUUCAAAAGAUGCAGGAAUUUUUGUAAUAUUAAGCCAGUAGUUAAUGGCAUAAGUCAGUAGUUGAGAUGUAAACAAAAUUCUUCAGAAUGGUUUGAUGUGAAAAUUCUCCAUUCUAGAAUAACUUACUGAGUCAGACGUAUUCAUAAUGGUGAUAAUAGGAACCUGAAGUUCAAAGAGUUUAACUCCUCUAAAAGCUACAUCAAAGAAAGUUAUCAUAUAUGAAAUGCUUAUGAAUGCUGUCAGUUACUUGAGACAUUGUUUUAUGAUAUUUUAUCUUAUAUUAUGAGAUUUCAUUUUAGGUUUUGGCCUUAAACUCAUUUUCCCAAUGCAUUCAUGGUUGAGAGGUACGUGCAGGGCACAGAAAGGCAAAAUAGACCCCAAAAGAAAAUGUAUUUUUCAGAUUUAUCACUAUUUUACUAUUACCAACAGUACAUAUAAAAUAAAGACGGUGUGCUCAUUUUCGAUAAAUUAAUGCCUGUAUUUGCAUUUUAGGCAUUGCAGCCCCUGCUUACCAUCACCACCACUAUAAAAUGAUCUGAGUCAGUAACAACCACUAGAAAGACCCAUUUCACAUCAAACCACUCUGAAUUACUUUUUCCAUUUCAACCACUGAAUUAUGUAGAAGUGUUUAAAAAGCUGUGGAGUUUCCCUUUAAAGAGCCUGAAAUAUUAAGCUUUCUAUUAUGUGUGUUUAUAAUUAACAAUAUGACAAUCAAAAUUGUUCUUGACCUUCUUUCAGCACGCACCAUGUGCACAUCCUCCUAGAUCAGGCCUCACCAAAUCCCACUGUUUGUGCAUGUUAUGCUGCACCACACCCUUUGAUUAAACACUGGAAAAGAGUGUCAGUGACAGAGAAGAGGAAAAGUGUGCAGACGUGCAGUUCUCCUCUUACUCCUCUAUCUUGUGGACUCUUAAUCAUCAGGUUUCAUUGACAUGGACAUUUGGAUUGGAUGAUGGGAACUCACUGAGGACCAUCCACCAGAAGAUUUCUAUUGAGGCCAAAUAGAAGUGCACAGGCCCUCAGAAUGUUCCAGAGGAAGAAGAAGAAGAGGAAGAUAGAGAUCUCUGCACCUAAGAACUUUGAGCACCGGGUGCACACGUCUUUUGAUGCUGUACGGGGCUGCUAUGUAGGACUACCACCUCAGUGGCAGAGUGUCAUAGAAACCCUGAGGAGACCCAAGCCUGUGGUAGAUCCCUCCAGCAUCACACCUGUGCGUCUCAAGCAAGAGAAGACCAUUGUGCGUGGCAGUUUUAUUGGACAUGGAGACUACAUUGCUGCAGCGAUUGCGGAGAUGACCCGCCUCUCUGUCACCAGCUCCAAUUCGCUCAGGAGGACCAGCCCUUCGCUAAGGAAACGAGCCCAGUCCAUGGGCCGCCUCGGUGAGGUGGCCGAAGGGGACACAUAUCAGUAUCAGGAACUGUGCAAGAACAGACAGACAAAUGGACAGCCUGCCCUGGACUGGCACGAAAGAGCACGGCAGGUAUACAGUGAGAGUGGAAGUCCACGGCCUGGCUCCAAAAAGAGCGCCACAUUUCAGCCUAAUGGGUUGCCACCCAGAGCCAAGUCUAUUAUCGAAGUCAGCACGACGUCCAGUGAGCAGCCUCGGCUCAUGCCAAGGGACAUCUUAUGUUCACCUGGAGCGGAUCAAACAGAGAUGUUUUCACACAGUGAGAGACUAAGGCUUCACCAGCCCGCUGUGACUCAUAGAGACAGUAAGACCAACCCCAGACCUGUGUCCUGCAUCUACAAUACCCCUACAUUAAACCAAGGGUCAAAGGUCAGCAAUCCAAGUGAAAGGAUGACUCCAAGCCCAGAACUUCCUGUGGUCUCUGUGGACACCCCUAGGAGGCCUUACUCCACAUAUGACUUGAAGACAAACUCCUGUGGUUUCUCAGCCAUGUCAAAACCUAAUGGCACCAGCAGCCCAAAAGCAGGGCAUGGCACACACUCCCACCCACCCCUACAGUCUUCCUCUAGCUAUACGAUAGGUUUUUCUCCUAUUAAAGCUUCAGUGCCACCUAUACAGAACAGUCCCUCCCAGCCUCGCCCCUCCCCUACUGGCUCUCCUGCCACCAACCUGCCAGGAGCCUCCUCUCCCUGCCUGAGGACUUCUCAACCAGCCACCAUCAACUGUGAGCAACCUAAGAUCACCCACGCACAGUUUAAGGCUGCUCUGCAAAUGGUGGUGGACAAGGGGGACCCCCGCACAUAUCUGGAGAACUUUGUGAAGAUUGGAGAGGGCUCGACGGGUGUCGUCUGUAUUGCACGAGAAAAGCACAGUGGGAAACAGGUUGCAGUGAAGAUGAUGGAUCUAAGGAAACAACAAAGAAGAGAGCUGCUGUUUAAUGAAGUGGUCAUCAUGCGGGACUACAGGCACAAGAAUGUGGUGGAGAUGUAUAAGAGUGCUCUAGUGGAGGAGGAGCUCUGGGUCAUAAUGGAGUACCUGCAGGGUGGUGCAUUAACCAACAUAGUAUCUGAAACCAGGCUGACAGAGGAGCAGAUAGCUACAGUCUGUGAAGCUGUGUUACAGGCUCUGGCCUAUCUCCAUGCACAGGGUGUCAUCCACAGAGAUAUCAAGAGUGACUCCAUACUACUGACAUUGGAUGGAAGAAUCAAGUUGUCAGACUUUGGAUUCUGUGCUCAGAUCAGCAAAGACAUCCCAAAGAGGAAGUCUUUGGUUGGAACUCCAUACUGGAUGGCCCCAGAGGUCAUUUCCAAAACCCCCUAUGGAACAGAGGUGGAUGUGUGGUCUCUGGGAAUUAUGGUGGUGGAGAUGGUGGAUGGGGAGCCUCCUUAUUUCAGUGACACACCAGUAGCUGCUAUGAAGAGGUUAAGAGAUGAACCAGCACCUUCUGUCAGGAACUCGAGCAAGAUCUCACCAGUGCUGAGGGACUUCUUGGAUUCCAUGUUGACUAGGGACCCUCUGCAGAGAGCAAGUGCCAGUGACCUGCUUAAGCACCCUUUCUUGCUGCAGAGUGGCUCCCCGCGCUGCCUGGUGCCGCUGGUGGAGCAGUACCGGAAGCGCAUGUCUUUCUGUUGAGCAGUUUGAGCUCAAAUAAGGGAGAUUUAUUUGGAACACUAUAAACUGGCUUCCCUGCUGCACAUGCCUUGUGUGACAUACUGUAUUCACACUGGAUUGUGAAGUGUUGUGCUUCUGCUUGCAAGUGACCUCCACCUCCAACUUCACCAUACUUUUUGGCUCUUUAUGUGUGUCAGUGGUUCCCAGUAAUGGUCCUGGAAUACCACCGAUGUAUGCAAGUUUUUCACCUUUUUUGAUGUUGCCUACAUAUUUCACUGGAAUCACUGCCUGUUUUUUUCAACAGUAUAUUAAAAUUAAAUUCCAGAUUUUGGAAUUUAGUUUUGUAAGUAUGAAUAAAAAAAUAAGCAAAUAAAUAUCUCACUGAAGACAUGCUGUCAUUGUACAGGGUUUUUUUUUAAUAAAAUAAAUAAAAAUUGAAGCUUAAUAUCUCA
Molecule: messenger RNA, 4374 nt
Organism: Pygocentrus nattereri (red-bellied piranha)
Lineage: Eukaryota; Metazoa; Chordata; Actinopteri; Characiformes; Serrasalmidae
Gene: pak6b
Product: p21 protein (Cdc42/Rac)-activated kinase 6b
Exons: 9
Coding region: 1928-3943 (671 amino acids)
Biological process (GO): regulation of MAPK cascade; protein phosphorylation; intracellular signal transduction
Cellular component (GO): cytoplasm
Molecular function (GO): protein serine/threonine kinase activity; ATP binding
Source: RefSeq, a predicted model, not a curated record